Messenger RNA from Penaeus vannamei (Pacific white shrimp), 2463 nucleotides. NCBI's taxonomy places the organism in Eukaryota, Metazoa, Arthropoda, Malacostraca, Decapoda, Penaeidae. The record is from RefSeq and is a predicted model, not a curated record.
CUUCUCUCGUGCCUCAGAAGCGAAAAGACUUCGAGACAGGAAACUAAUUCUUUUCUGGACAAGUUUUUUUUCUCUCUCUCUUUAUUCUACGGUGAUUGGAUCCAAUAAGUGCGUGUUGAUGACCCUUGUCAGAAAGCAGAAAGAUAAGAACGGGUUCGUGUGAGGACGUGUGCUUGUGUUCGUGGACUUUAACAUAUAGUCUUGUCUCGAUCUUUUAUGUUUCGAGAUUUGCUGAAGAUUUUCGGUGACAUGCUGCUUCUCGGCGGUGUGAUCCUCAUAAUGCUGGGUCAGGCGAGCGAAGGAUGGAAAGUGUCUUUGACCGACCCGGAAGUCGACCGAAAAUUUCCAACCUGGAGCCAGAAAGCCGAUGUUCUCGAGAACUUCCGAUCUCGGUUGGCCCUUCAUUACUCAAAGCUCAAGGACGAGGAGAGAAUGCAGAGCGUCCGCGUGUUCGAAGGCAGUGGCAAUGACGAUGACGAAGAGAGUGGCAUGAGGAGUGAUGGCUUUAACGAAGCGGACGACCUGGACACGUGCAGGACUCCGGACAAGGACAACCCGGAGAAAGUGGUCUGCAAUUUUACCAAUAUUCCACAGGUUCCCAGUCGCCUGCCGCAGAGUUUGUACAGGCGAGACGGCCUCACCGAGCUUUACAUAUAUGGAUCGAGGAAACUUGGCUUCAGAACUCUGUGCUUAGAGGAGCUCCAUUUCAUUGACUGUCGGGUCGCGGAUGCCAUCGACUACCGCUCUACUGGGAAGUGCGGGGCCCCGUUGGACUCAAUGCAGCUCUCGAAUUCUCACGUCGACGCCGUCCUGGGGAACUUUAACAAAAUUAUAGUCACCAAUAGUGUAAUUGGCAACCUCAAUGUGUCUCUGUCUUUGAAAUCUAGGUACAUCUACGUCAAUGCCUCAGACAUAAUUACCCUGCGGGGGAUGGAGACUCCCCAUUAUAAUUUUUUCUGGAUAUCAAAGACGCGGGUGGGUACAGCUCUCCGAGGCGGGAUUAAGCUAACAAGUCGGUUCUUGCGCACACGCCCCAGUCACGUCGAAGUAAGCAGCUUCGAGUCGAUCGAACCCGGCGGCAUUCAGGUUCAAUCCGGAAAACUCGCGAUGAGCAAUGUCACUAUAGGUCACCUGGGGGAAGGAGGAGUCGAGAUCCGGGGGCCGGCAGAGGUCAGGAUGGUACAAGUUAAGAUCCAGAACUCUUCCUUCGAGGGGAUUAGUCUCGAGGGCCCGAGCGCGGUGCUGUACAUGCAGGACCUCGAACUCGACGGCGUCGUUUUGAGCGCGCGGUUCGUCAGCACCUCCUCGGAGCCCUUCGUUUUCUAUCCGAUGCGGCUCUUCCUUCGCCAGGCGCGUCUUUUCGACACAGCAGUUACUGCGGUGCUUUGCGCGCUUGCCUUCGCUUUCGGCGUCAUCGUAGGUGCGCUGGUGACUUCCUGCUGUUGCUUGAGGAAAAAAGGGACCGCCAAAAUAAAUAUAACCGAGCCUCCCCAGAAGAGAGUUCAGAAUGUAGAUGAUACAACUGGAAGAGGAGGAAGAGGCGGAGCCACAGCCUCACGUGACAUCGCAGCUUUCCAGAGCUCCCAAGCACUCAGAGCUGAAGCCGAGCUGGAACCGGUAUAUGGGAAUAUCAGACAGCCGCUCUGCCAGCAUAGGGGUAGAGAGCCAUUUACUAAGGAUACAAAUGAGACCCCACUCUAUCAAGACACAAGUAACGAAGCCCUCUAUCAGGACACAAGUAGAGAACCAUUCGUAAGCGGCACAAGUGGAAAACAACUCUACCAGGACACAGGGACAGAACCACUCUACCAGGACACAAGCAGCGAACCAAUCUAUCAAGACACGGGUAGAGAACCACUCUAUCAGGAUACGAGCAGCGAACCAGUCUAUCAGGACAUAGGUAUAGAGCCACUCUACCAGGAUACAAGCACAGAAUUGGGCUUCCAAAACAAAGCUAAAGAACCAUUGUACCAGGGCACACACAGAACACCAAUCUCCCAGGGCGCAGGUAGAACACCAACCUACCAGGGCGCAGGUAGAACACCAACCUACCAGGGCGCAGGUAGAACACCAACCUACCAGGGCGCAGGUAGAACACCAACCUACCAGGGCGCAGGUGGGGUUGUAAAGACAUACCCUGAGACUUCAGGCCAACAGGACGGACCACCUGACGAAGAACCCCUCUAUGGUAACGUUGGGCAGGACCCGAUCUACGGAAACUUAGGAACAGACACCCAUUCAGGAAGAUGUGAAGAUAACGGCGAUGAAGCGAUAUAUGCAAAUUUCGGAGUGGACGAAGAGAUUUAUGCAAAUAUCUAGAAGGCUGGCAGUAUUUUUCUUUUUUCUUAGGAACCGGAACCGCUAGAUAUAUUUUAGCUUAUAUGUUGUAAUCAUGUAUAACCAUAAUUCAAAUUGUUUUAUAUGUUGUAAAUAUAUGUAAAAAUAAAUCGUGGAUAGAAAGUG